This is a messenger RNA of Merops nubicus (carmine bee-eater), 920 nucleotides long. RefSeq names its product protein arginine methyltransferase 3 (gene PRMT3). The transcript is spliced from 9 exons. NCBI's taxonomy places the organism in Eukaryota, Metazoa, Chordata, Aves, Coraciiformes, Meropidae. Gene Ontology annotation, biological process: peptidyl-arginine methylation. Gene Ontology annotation, molecular function: protein-arginine N-methyltransferase activity. The annotation marks the transcript as partial. Gene Ontology annotation, cellular component: nucleus. The record is from RefSeq and is a predicted model, not a curated record.
GCAGCUUGCCCAGGAUUUGGUGAUGAGCGCGGAUGCUGGGGGUGGCUCGUCCAGCGCCGCUGCAGAGCUGUGUGAGGAUGAGGAUGGCGUUUACUUCAGCUCCUACGGGCAUUAUGGGAUACACGAAGAGAUGCUAAAGGAUAAAGUGCGUACAGAAAGCUAUCGUGACUUCAUCUAUCAAAACUCACACCUCUUCCAGGACAAGGUGGUGCUGGAUGUUGGCUGUGGAACUGGAAUACUCUCCAUGUUCGCUGCCAAAGCAGGCGCCAGGAAGGUGAUUGGAGUCGACCAAUCUGAAAUCAUCUAUCAGGCCAUGGACAUCAUUAGAUUAAACAAACUUGAAAAUGUCAUUACAUUAGUCAAAGGAAGAAUUGAAGAAGUAGAUUUGCCUUUGGAAAAAGUGGAUGUAAUUAUAUCUGAAUGGAUGGGUUAUUUCCUCCUCUUUGAGUCAAUGCUGGAUUCUGUCAUCUAUGCAAAGGACAAGUACCUGGCAGAGGGAGGCUCAGUUUAUCCUGACAUUUGCACCAUUAGUCUAAUAGCAGUGGGGGACAUGAAUCAACACGCAGACAAGCUACUGUUCUGGGAAGAUGUGUAUGGCUUUGACAUGUCUUGCAUGAAGAAGGCUGUAAUUCCAGAAGCUGUUGUGGAGGUGUUGGAUCCAAACACACUGAUAUCUGCAGCCUGUGUCAUUAAGCAUAUCAACUGCAACACUGCAUCCACUCCAGACCUGGAAUUCUCUUCAUAUUUCACCCUGACCAUUACAAGGAGCACAAAGUGUACGGCAAUUGCUGGUUAUUUUGAUAUAUUUUUUGAGAAGAACUGUCACAACAAGGUCUUGUUUUCAACUGGUCCCCAGUGUACCAAAACUCACUGGAAACAGACAGUUUUUCUCCUGGAGAAACCAAUUCCUGUAGAAGCAG